Messenger RNA from Tilletiopsis washingtonensis, 581 nucleotides. RefSeq names its product putative RPS19B-ribosomal protein S19.e, cytosolic. Gene Ontology annotation, biological process: translation; ribosomal small subunit assembly. The transcript has 4 exons. The coding region runs from base 53 to 541 and encodes 162 amino acids. Gene Ontology annotation, molecular function: structural constituent of ribosome; RNA binding. Lineage: Eukaryota; Fungi; Basidiomycota; Exobasidiomycetes; Entylomatales. The record is from RefSeq and is a predicted model, not a curated record. Gene Ontology annotation, cellular component: cytosolic small ribosomal subunit; ribosome.
CACGACCUCCUCCUCCCUCUCACCCUCUCCGACCUCAAGACUUCCAUUCAUCAUGGGUGUCCGUGACGUUCCCGCCGACUCCUUCAUCACGGCCUACGCCAACCACCUCAAGCGCUCCGGCAAGCUUGAGGUGCCCACCUGGGUGGACAUCGUCAAGACGGGCGCCUACAAGGAGCAGGCCCCGUACGACCCUGACUGGUUCUACGUGCGCGCUGCUGCCCUGGCCCGCCACGUCUACCUGCGCAAGGCCGUCGGCAUCGGCGCCCUGCAGAAGUACCACGGCGGCCCGAAGAACCGCGGCUUCCGCCCCCAGCGGCACGCCGAGGCCUCGGGCUCGGUGCAGCGCAAGGCUGUGCAGGGCCUCGAGGGCAUCGGAGUGCUCGAGAAGGACCCCAAGGGCGGCCGCCGCAUCUCCGUCGACGGCAUGCGUGACCUGGACCGCAUCGCCACCGCCGUGCUCGAGAGCAUGCGCGAGGAGGAGGACGAGGACGAGGAGGAGGACGACGAGGACGACGAGGCCGAGGACGAGGACGACGAGUAAAAGCGACGCGGCGCACACUUCACUUCAUUCACCGCUCGCG